AUGCUACAACGCAAGAUCUGGGUUAGACGGCCAGGGGGCUCGGCCACUUUGGUGCCGACCGCGCAUGAUGCUCUUGUCGACGAGCUACGCGAUCAGGUAAUCAUGAAAUACGCCAACUCGCUGGGCAAGACGUUCGACGCACCCGAUAUAGUCGUUCGCAUCGCUGCUCGGGAAGGCUCAAACAAACAGGCGACCCCGGAUCGGAUGCUAAGUCCAGAAGAGCCAUUGGUCACAGUGGUGGACUCUUAUUUUCCAGGCGGCCAAACGAUAGAGGAGGCCUUGAUUAUCGAAAUACCGCCACGACGAACGCCGAAACCGUCGCCGCGUCAUUCGAUCUAUUAUGAGCAAACUGAACCGGGCGAACAUAAUGAAUAUUUCCCUCUCAUGCCGAUCCACCCCAAUAUUCCGACCCCGCCAGCCCAUGCAUCCAAUUCUUCGGGCAGUGCCAGUGCCCAUCCGGCCCCAUCCAUAAGUAUCCUCACGACCGGGAUGGCACCGCCAUUACCUUCUCCAGGGAGCCGGGGCAAUCGCCAUACUCGCCGGCCUCCUCUUACUCGGCACACUACGAACUCGCCCACCGUAUUAGGGCAAUCGACCAGCUCCAAAGAAGCUGGGGCCCAACAAACUGCCAUACCUCCGCAGCCAGCUCCACAAGUCCCUACGCCACCUGUCCCGCCUCCAGAGUCACCUCAGAAUAAAUCGAUGACACCUCCUGCACGCGGGGCAUCACCUCGCCCUCGUCAGUCGGUAAAACCCAAAAAGAGCCCUGCGCAGUCCUUGAGUGCAGCAUUUGGAGGCCUCAUCGAGGGCACUGUGCCACCAAUUAAUGUUCUCAUCGUUGAAGAUAACGUCAUUAACCAGAGGUUGUUAGAGGCGUUCAUGAAGCGUCUUAGCGUGCGCUGGAAAUGCGCCGCAAAUGGUGAGGAGGCGGUCAAGAAGUGGCGAGAAGGGGGCUUUCACCUUGUCUUGAUGGACAUCCAAUUACCCGUUAUGAAUGGCUUAGAUGCGACGAAAGAAAUUCGCCGGCUUGAGCGGUUGAACGGAAUAGGUGUUUUCCCCAAGACGGCAUCCGGACGGUCAAGCGCUGCAAGUGCCACCGCAAUGACCCCGCCGGAGAUAGACCCCGAAACCCAUGAUUCUCUGGAAGAGGAAGACGUAUUGCAUGAUCUUUCGCUGUUCAAGAGCCCUGUCAUCAUUGUCGCCUUGACUGCCAGCAGUCUGCAAAGUGACCGACACGAAGCAUUGGCUGCAGGCUGCAAUGACUUCUUGACCAAGCCUGUGCGAUUUGAAUGGCUGGAGCAGAAGGUAACGGAAUGGGGAUGCAUGCAGGCUCUGAUUGAUUUUGAAGGCUGGCGCAAAUGGCGAGGGAGAUUGUAG
Messenger RNA from Aspergillus oryzae RIB40, 1377 nucleotides. Its product is annotated as response regulator. Lineage: Eukaryota; Fungi; Ascomycota; Eurotiomycetes; Eurotiales; Aspergillaceae. Gene Ontology annotation, molecular function: phosphorelay response regulator activity; protein kinase activator activity. The record is from RefSeq and is a predicted model, not a curated record. Bases 1 to 1377 code for a protein of 458 amino acids. Gene Ontology annotation, cellular component: Mcs4 RR-MAPKKK complex. Gene Ontology annotation, biological process: osmosensory signaling via phosphorelay pathway. The transcript is spliced from 4 exons.